Linepithema humile (Argentine ant) is the source of this 6023-nucleotide messenger RNA. RefSeq lists its product as uncharacterized. Gene Ontology annotation, molecular function: DNA-binding transcription factor activity, RNA polymerase II-specific; RNA polymerase II cis-regulatory region sequence-specific DNA binding. Gene Ontology annotation, biological process: regulation of transcription by RNA polymerase II. NCBI's taxonomy places the organism in Eukaryota, Metazoa, Arthropoda, Insecta, Hymenoptera, Formicidae. The record is from RefSeq and is a predicted model, not a curated record.
GACACGUGACGACGCUUGAAAUCCUCUCCCGUCAUCGUCGCUCCACGGGGCUCCGCGGGAUCGUGACGCCGCACGACGACGCGUCGAGGACACCGACGACAACCAGCCAUCCGCCUCCGAUCUCGCGGCGUUUCUCCUCUUGCUUCUCUUCGUCCAAGAGAGUGCACGUGCGCGAACGUGCGAGCGCACUCGCCAGACACCCGACAGCUUCGCGCGCGAGCCACGCUUUAUUAGUCUAGCGCGGGCCAUCGUGAACCCCUUUAGUUGCCUCGCUACGCUUCGUCUUGUCUUGUCUCGCCGCGCCUCACUUCUCUCUCAUCUCGUCCGGCCUCGCCUCUCCGCGCUUCGCCAUUGGCCAUCGGCCAUCGGAUCAACGAGAUCAACGAGAUCGACGGAACCGUAGAGACGCGAGUGAGCCGAGGCGUGAUAAAAACCGGCGUUAAGGAUAGUGCGAUAUAGGGUUCGCGGACGAGAGGAAGGAAUCGAAGGAGCGCGAGGAAGAGGACCAAAAGGAGGGGCCACGACUAACGUGUCAAAGAGAGCGCGGAAGGUCGAUGCGCCGGAGGAACACGAAGAGCAAGAGAGCGGUAUCCUUCGGUGAUACAGUGCGACCAGCACUCGUGCCGGUACGUCGCGUUUAUCAACCACGUUCGCGAUUACGUCCGGAAACGUUCUUUUCCCGCGCGAGUUCGCGCGACUCUACUUAUUGGAGAACGAUACGGAGAACAUUGCUUAACGGAAGCUCGAUGCCUGUCGGCAAAAUUCCGUCUCGCGCUAAACACGGAAUAUCAUCGAGAAAACAGACGUGACCGAUUCGUCAAUUUAUUCACACAGCAUUAACGAUUGUGCGAAGAAGUAGUAGCGGAUUUCGAAGAAUCUGCAUGUCGAGUUCUUCUCGCGAUCUCGGAGAGCCGGAUACUCUCGAUUCGAGUGCUACCGUUUCGUUCUCCGCGAAACUCCGAGAUUGCGGCGUAAACUGAUCUCCGAGCAAGAAUAGACGAAUGACCGAGUGAUCGCGGGUGGACGGGGUGUCGCAGCGACGCCGUGACAUGUACGGACUGUGCUUAUCUUCGUUUUCUCCAGCAUCGUCGUCGACGAGGACGUACGGGGCGGCGGUGCGCGCGAAACGGUGCGAGAAACGAUCGAGGCGAAUCACGUGGGUCGACACCGCGACGACGACAACCGGCGACGGGACAGGUUGAAAAGAUGCUGGCACUUGCGAUGCGCCGCGAACACACGACCGGGCGCAGCAAUUACGAGCCCGCAAAUCCGCUCGCGGGGUUCGAACAUCUGCAGCACAACAGCGGCGGCGGCGGCGGCGGCGGCGGCGGCGGUGGCAAUCCGUUCGCGGUGGUGCCGUCCGCCGAGGGGCGAGUGCGCGAAACCGGCAGACCGGAGACCGAGGGUGAGCUGCAGGAGUUCGUGGACAUAGCCCAGGUGCAGCAGCUACUGCAGCAGCAACAGCAGCAUCAGCAGCAGCACCACCACCAUCAUCAUCAUCAGCAGCAAGCGACCGCGGCCGCCGCGUCCUGCAUCUGGGGAGCGGUUUACCCGCCGCCGCCGCCGGCUCUCGGAUAUCACCAUCACCACCAUCAUCAUCACCAUCCGCCAUCAGGCGAGGACACGCAGUGCGGCACCGAGGAUUCCGCCGUCGUCGCCCAGGGAGGCGACCCGCUGCAGAGGAUGACGAUGGACGGCAUGGAGGUGGUGAGCUCGCAGCCGCACGCGGCUGCCACCAGCCCGUUUCUGCUUUCCUCGCCGCCUUUGGGCCAUCAUCAUCAUCAUCAUCACGCGACCUUCAACCUGCAGACGGUGCAGCUCAGCUUCGAUGCGUGUUUACCGUAUAACGCGGCCUCCUCGUCCACCAAUUCGGUCACCUGCGGAAUCGGCGGAACGCCCGUCAACGCGACCUGCACAAAUUCGCCCGACAACGGCAAAACAGUGCCGACACUCUCCCUGCCUUCGUGCGUGCCGUUGCACAUGCAGCUGCAGAUCACGCCGACCGACACCCCGGAGCACAAUCACGGCCGUCAUCAUCAUCAUCAUCAUCAUCGAUUGGACGAUCAUCAUCAGCAUCAUUUGCAUACCGAUGCAUCGUCGCCGUCCACGGACGGCACAGACGGCAAGAGGCAUCGACAGCCCGACGAAGACGACAAGGGAUGUAUCAGAAACUGCAGGAAUGACAUCCACGAUACGAACGAUAAGGACAAGCCGGGUGAUCUAAACACACCGGUCACCACCAGCAGCGAUCUACCGUCUUUCUUCGGCCCUUCCGCGCUUGUCGAACCGCCACCGAUCUCAGGCAGUCUGACGGGCGAGGACCUCUCUCUGGAAGAGGCAGCCGCGGAAGAGGACGAGAAUGGCGCAUCCGCCGGCAGAGAUCAUCGGCAUCAUCAUCAUCCGGAUGCGCGAAACGCGGUCACGUCGAAUGCACCCCCCUCGAGUAGUCCGCCGUCGCGUCACCACCAAACCCAGGAAGAAGUGGACCGCUGCAACGUGUUGCAAAGUGGUGUAAUACUAUAUUCGUCGCCGCACUCCACGUCCACCGUGCCGGCGACCAGCGUGAACAUCUGUAACGUGCCGACGUUGACGUAUCGCGGCGUUUUCACCACAACCUGCGCGCAGCCCUCGCCUCUGAGCAAUCUGCAGAGCGAGCAGCAGCAGCAACCGACGUCGGCGAGCCAGGAGAUGUGGGCUCCGCUACCCUCGCCGACCUUAACCUUGACGAGUCAGUCGUUCCUUCACCCCAAUUUGCAUUCGACCGCCCCGUACAGCGGCGAGACCGUUGAAUUGCUGCAGGUGGACUCGAAACCGCCCCCGCCCGGUUACCAUGACACGCCGACCACCACCCCUGCGGGCUGGCUGACGGCGCACGAGGAAGCUUAUGAUCCCGGCCUUCUCCCGCACCAUCACUCGCACGCGCAUCAUCAGGAGACAACGCUGAAGCAGGAGCCAACCGGCACGUCCGGUUACACUCCCAAUGUGCAACAACCGCAGCAAACCCAGGCGCAAGCUCAGCAGCAGCAGCAGCAGCAGCAGCAGCAACAGCAGGCACCAUCGUCCACCGGCGGCACUCCGGGAGUCCAGCUGGCUGAAUACAAUCCGAGCACCUCAAAGGGUCACGAGAUACUAUCUCAAGUCUAUCAGCAGAGCACCCUGCCGCUGAGAUUGGUGCCUGUAAAGCCGCGGAAAUAUCCGAACCGACCCAGCAAAACGCCGGUUCACGAGCGGCCCUACGCCUGCCCGGUGGACGGCUGCGAUCGCCGGUUCUCACGAAGCGACGAGCUCACGCGGCACAUACGCAUCCACACCGGACAGAAACCGUUCCAAUGUCGCAUCUGCAUGCGCUCAUUCUCGCGCAGCGAUCACCUCACCACCCACGUACGCACGCACACCGGCGAGAAACCGUUCUGCUGUGAUCAAUGCGGCCGAAAAUUUGCCAGAAGCGACGAAAAGAAACGCCACGCGAAAGUGCACCUCAAGCAGAGGCUGAAGCGCGAGGGGUCUCACGCUAACCCGAGAAAUCAUCCUCAGAGCCACGCGUCAUCGUCACCCUGCAAUCAAUAAAUUCCACGACGACAACGAUGCUGAAAAUCCCUCUUCGAACAUUGAGAUCUCAUUGCGUUUGUCACGCGCUGACAAGUUGUGAUCUAUGUCUCUCCCGUUCUAUUUCUCUUUCAUCCCUCCUUUCUUUUUUCCUUUUUCUCUCUCUCCCUCUCUUUUCGGUCACUGCUCCAUCCCCCCUCUCUCCUCAUCUCUUAUGAUGAUCGAUGAUAAAACCACGGAGACCUUUAGACGGUUAAAACCGUCAUCGACUGAUCCGUUACAUUUGUCGUCGAUCCAUCAAUUAUUUAUAUUAUCUUAAUACACAACUGAAUACGGAUUAAUCACAUAUUACACAUAGCGCAAGACAAAUUUCUUGGAACUUCAGACAUCGUAUUCAUGUGAUCGUAAAAAUAAAAUUAAUUUAACUAUCAAAUAACUAAACGUAAAAAAUGAAACAAUUUGCUCAUCUCGAAAAUUGCGAAUCAAAGGAAAAAAAAAGUUUAAGCAUUACAGUUCUCGUUACUCGCGAAAGAAUGAUUAACUUCAUGUAUUUUGUGACUUCAUCGUUGGAUAAAAUGUAUAUGAAUAUAAUUUACUCUCUGUACCGAUGUUUCUUGCGUCAUAGCGAACGAUUCAAGUACUUAACAUACACUAGAAGCAUUUACGACGAUUAAUCGGAAACAAAACACUCGCGUUUAACCAAAAUUGAAUGGAAGUUAAUUAUUCGACUGUAAUCUCACUCUCACAUUACAAAAAUGAUAAAUGAUUAUUCUGCUUUAUGUGUACUUCGUGUCUUAGCUUGUACUCAAAUACGCGUGAAAUGUGAAACUCGCGAAAUAUUCUCCAACACAGAUGCCAUUCAGCGUCGCAAGAGCAUUUUCGUGCAAUUGUAUAACAUGAAAUCGAUACCAUCCGCAGCUUCCGGGAAUCGUAGAGAAUAUAGAGUGAAGCGGAAGAUACGGGAAAGAGGGAGAGAUGAAAAAGAGGGGUAGAUUGGGGGGGGAGGAGGAGCAAUAGGCGACUCAUUGCAUACGAAUAACUAUGUGUGAGAGAUGUAAUGCUUCGUGAUAUGAUAAAGUAUUAUAUAUCGACUUCACGGUCAAUACAAAGCGGGACUCGAUAUUUAAUGCAUACAUCUUAAAUGUCGAGAGAGUGCAAUGAGAGUGCAAUUUUGAAAGCUCAUGCAAUUCGAGUGCAAUAUUUUCAAGAAACUCAUAUUUUUCAUGGGGCUGUAUUCUUUUAGGCGGAUCUAUCUUACAAAGAAGAGGCGAGAGAUUGUUGAUAAGGCUUGCGGCCACGGAAAUAGAGAUAUUUUUUUAAGUAUAUUUGUAUAUAAUUCAACCGAGGAUCACACAAGAACGGUCGAUAUAAAGUUAUUUAUUUUUGAAAACCAUUUUACGGCAUUGCGUUAGAAGAUACAUAGGUGCUAAAACGGUCCCCCCUCCUCAUUACGAUAAAAAGAAAAAUAUUGAGAAAUCUAAUUUCGAUAAUUAUUAAAUUUGUUUCUGCACUACGCUACCCUGCCGGAAGUUGGACGAUCUUUCCGUAAACUUCUCCAUAUAUGAUUUCGCAAAAUUCGUACGCGAGAUAUUGGAUUUUUAGCAGCGACCGCUUUUUUGCUAUUCUCAUUGCCAUUAUAUCUGCGUUCUAUCGCCGUAUUUUCUUCGUGCUCCGAACACGCUAAAUCUCGGCUGUCUUCGUCAAACACUUCCAAUUCUUAGUCAUUCUUGCCUCCCUUUCCGCAUUAUUGUAAAAAAAAUUCCACAAAAUAAUUAUAAUUAGACGUGAUUAUCGUUGUUGAAAGAGAUACUUCAUGUACAUAUGUAUAUAACUUGCUGUAUGUAUGUAAAAUCUAACGUCGUUCUCUUGCCCAGAUUUUCUUUCCUUCAUUUCGCAUUAUUAUCUCAUACGUGUAUACAUAUUUAGCAGUUGUUAAUGUUAUGUAUAUGUUGCUCUAUUUAUUAACAAGAUGAUUAUAUCAAAUGAAUAUAUUGUUAAAAUUAAAUAAUUAUUUUUAUUAUUGUAAUGACUAUUCUGGAGCGUGCGAUGCGUUACGGAAGUAACUGAAAUUACAUGGUAUCUACCAUUAUACACAUAUGUACACCUAUUUUUUUACACACACACGCUCACACACACACACACACACACACACACACACACAUACACACACGUACAUACACGUGUAUGCGAACGCGAUGAUACGUAUUACUCUUCUAUAAAUUGUAAACGCAAAGUAGCGCUCGUUCCCAAGAAGAUACUUUUUUUUUAUAAAUAGUAUUAUCUAUCGUUAGAUAAAUUAUAUGUAAUUAUUAUACAUAUAUGGUGCUCCGAAGUGCAAUGCAUGUAACAAAAGCCCUCAACUACCUGUAUAUUCGUAUUGUCAUCAUUUCUCCUGCAUGUGCUUCUCUUUGCGAAGCAGGUAACGCAAACAAUCUUGCAACAAUUAUUAACAGAAAUACAAUUAACAUUGACUCGAG